Messenger RNA from Mesorhabditis spiculigera, 1125 nucleotides. NCBI's taxonomy places the organism in Eukaryota, Metazoa, Nematoda, Chromadorea, Rhabditida, Rhabditidae. The record is from the annotation of a GenBank genome assembly.
AUGCUGCGCGUCACCGCCGGGGUCAACAAGAAUUCGACGAUCAACGACGCCUGCGUGCUGUUCGUGGGGAAGCGCAACAAUGUCAAGAAGCUCGACCCAGCGUUGGCGAUCGCCAAACUGGGCGGCGUGGCCAAUGGGGGUGAAAUGUGGGAAGGGGCGCUGAAUGCGGCCUACGACGAGGGAUCGUCGCCGAUUUAUCUCAACCGGGCAAAGGUAAUCACCGUCCCAGAGACCGUCUCGCGCGGAAACGCCCCCUCUAACUCGGUCGCCAUCUUCAGGGAGGUCAAGAAAAAUGUGCCAUCCAGUGCAAUGAGCCUCUCGGUCGUGCUCGUGGCUGAAUACGCGGACGUUGUUGCUCAAGUCGCAGCGAUCGCUCGAGCUUUCCCGAAAUACUCGCUCAAAACGAAGCCCGAGACGCUGGAGGAGAUCAAUAUCGAGGUGGUGGUGGUCGAUGGGGAGUUGUCCUCCUCGGACGUGGAGUACCUCAACAGUCUCUCUACGGCCAUUCGGGAGACACAACGGCUGAUUGAUAUCCCGGCGAACUUCUUGACGACUGACGCACUCGUCGAAGAAGCCAUCAAACUCGCUGGUGAACUCCCCGGAGCUUCGGCGGCAUCUACCACGUUGGCAAAAGCCGGACCCACACCGCCUGCUUUUGUCGUGCUCAGCCACAAGCCGGCAGGCAGCAACCACACUUACGCCCUGGUCGGCAAGGGCAUCGUCUACGACACGGGCGGCAUGCAGAUCAAGGGAAAGACUGGGAUGCCGAACAUGAAGCGAGACAUGGGAGGCGCCGCCGGGAUGCUGCACGCCUUCGCCACGUUGGUCCGCGCCGGCUUCAAGCAGGAGCUGCACGUGCUGCUGUGCAUUGCCGAGAACAACGUGUCGCCCAUUGCAAACAAGCCCGAUGACAUCAUCCGGAUGCUAUCCGGAAAAACGGUUGAGAUCAACAACACCGACGCCGAGGGCCGGCUUGUACUUGCUGACGGCGUGUUCUACGCCAAGGAGCGGUUGAAUGCCGGAACGAUCAUCGACAUGGCUACCUUGACCGGGGCUCAGAGCUACGUUACGGGCAAGCUGCACGCGGCGCUGCUCACCAAUUUGGAGGACAUCAGAGUACGAGGU